Fusarium falciforme is the source of this 1188-nucleotide messenger RNA. RefSeq lists its product as hypothetical. The record is from RefSeq and is a predicted model, not a curated record. Bases 1 to 1188 code for a protein of 395 amino acids. The transcript has a single exon. Lineage: Eukaryota; Fungi; Ascomycota; Sordariomycetes; Hypocreales; Nectriaceae.
AUGAAUCACGUUCAGCAACUCUUUGGCAAGACGGCAUUGGUCGCCUGCGACUCCAUCUCCAAGAUGCACAAGAGAUACUGCGGCAGCCGCCUCGACAAGGCCUGCCAGCAAGGCUCUGACUACAAGAGACGAGCCGCCAAGCGUGAGCUCCAGCAGCAGCAGGAGGACUUCUACCAACCUUUUCAACGUCCAGACUGCCAUAUCCUUCAGAAGCUCGACCCUUCUGCCCUGCUCUGCGUCGUUGACUUUCUCCCUCUCGACACGCAGGCCGUUCUCUCCCAGACGUGCCGGGCCAUGAGAAACAUCCUCAAGGUCCCCGAGCCUGCCAACCUCCCAUACGUUGAGCGGGUCGACUAUCUCGCCAACUUGGCCAAGGACCGCGUCGACUACUGGGUCUGUGACGAGUGCGUCAAGAUCCACAAGAUGCACCUCGCGGACCGUCCUCUCUCGACAGUAAGCGGUAACUGCAAGAGAGUCAACAUCGACAACAACACAUCUUGCAACCUCUUCCGCUGGCGAAAGCACUUUUUCCUCACCAGCCAACACGUGGAACUCGCCCUCAAGUACACUCGCCUGGGCAAGGACAAGCUCGGCUGGAAGCACAGGCUGUACCUCGAAGAGGUGCUCAAGCCUCGCAUCUGCCGCGACAAGAUGCGUGAUGUCGGUGGGCUCAAGAAGAACGUCACAUGUCGAAUUGAGCCCAAGGUUGUGGAUGGGAGAUUCCUACUUCGGACUGAGUGGACAUACAGCUUCAAAGACAAGGAGAAGCUCACCGCACAGGACGUCUGGAGACUGCUUGGACGCCAGGGUGAAGAAUGCUCAUGGUACGAGAUGCGGUAUAGCGAAGUUGGCGUUUCACAGGAAGGUGAUGACGACUGCUCAACUUGCCAUCGCUGUCUCUCUCGAGCAGCCACCAAGCGAGCCGUUGAGAACCACAACGUCGAUGUCGAGGGACACGACCUCAGCAGUCCAACCGACUACACCUUCCGUGUCGAAGCCGGCAAGGCCAAGCUGAUAGCCUGGCAAGACAUUGGCAAAGGUGUCUCGCCCAUUGAUCUGGCGUGGACGAGGACGAUGCUCACGCAGCCCGAGGACGAUUGGUCGGGAGAAGAGGAUGAGAUGGAGGAUGUGGACUUGAGAAUUGGGCAUGGACCCAGGGAUGUGCGGAGUUUGUUUGAGAGCAACUAG